Molecule: messenger RNA, 1248 nt
Organism: Pipistrellus nathusii (Nathusius's pipistrelle)
Lineage: Eukaryota; Metazoa; Chordata; Mammalia; Chiroptera; Vespertilionidae
Source: the annotation of a GenBank genome assembly
AUGGUCCGCCCGCGCCGCGCCCCGCACCGCUCCGGCGCCGGGGGCCCCCUCGGGGGUCGCGGCCGCCCCCCGCGGCCCCUCACGGUGCGCGCCGCCCGUUCGCGCUCCUGGCCCGCCGGCCCCCGGGGCCCGCAGCCGCCGCGGAUCCGGGCCCGCUCGGCCCCUCCCAUGCCAGGUGCCCGGGUGUUCGGGGCCCUGGGCCCCAUCGGGCCCUCGUCGCCGGGCCUGGCCCUCGGGGGCCUGGCGGUGGGCGAGCACCGGCUCAGCAACAAGCUGCUGGCCUGGAGCGGCGUCCUCGAGUGGCAGGAGAAGCGCAGACCCUUCUCUGACUCCACCGCGAAGCUGAAGCGGACCCUCCCCUGCCAGGCCUAUGUGAACCAGGGCGAGAACCUGGAGACCGACCAGUGGCCACAGAAGCUGAUCAUGCAGCUGAUCCCUCAGCAGCUGCUGACCACGCUGGGCCCCCUGUUCCGCAACUCGCAGCUGGCGCAGUUCCACUUCACCAACAGGGACUGCGACUCCCUCAAGGGGCUCUGCCGCGUCAUGGGCAACGGCUUCGCGGGCUGCAUGCUCUUCCCGCACAUCUCGCCCUGCGAGGUGCGGGUGCUCAUGCUCCUGUACUCGUCCAAGAAGAAGAUCUUCAUGGGGCUCAUCCCCUACGACCAGAGCGGCUUCGUCAACGCCAUCCGCCAGGUCAUCACCACCCGCAAGCAGGCGGUGGGCCCCGGGGGCAUGGCGGGGCCGGUCCAGAUCGUCAACAACAAGUUCCUGGCGUGGAGUGGCGUCAUGGAGUGGCAGGAGCCCAGGCCUGAUCCCAACAAUCGGAACAAGAGGUGGCUGCCGUCGCACGUCUACGUGAACCAAGGCGAGAUCCUGCGGACGGAGCAGUGGCCGAGGAAGCUGUACAUGCAGCUCAUCCCGCAGCAGCUGCUCACCACGCUGGUGCCGCUGUUCCGGAACUCGCGCCUGGUGCAGUUCCACUUCACCAAGGACCUGGAGACGCUGAAGAGCCUGUGCCGCAUCAUGGACAACGGCUUUGCGGGCUGCGUGCACUUCCCCUACAAGGCGCCGUGCGAGGUGCGCGUGCUCAUGCUGCUGUACUCCUCCGAGAAGAAGAUCUUCAUCGGCCUCAUCCCGCACGACCAGGGCACCUUCGUCAACGGCAUCCGGCGUGUCAUCGCCAACCAGCAGCAGGUCCUGCAGCGCAACCUGGAGCAGGAGCAGCAGCAGCGCGGGAUGGGGGGCUAG